Messenger RNA from Acaromyces ingoldii, 860 nucleotides. Its product is annotated as GINS complex, Sld5 component. Bases 36 to 788 code for a protein of 250 amino acids. The record is from RefSeq and is a predicted model, not a curated record. Lineage: Eukaryota; Fungi; Basidiomycota; Exobasidiomycetes; Exobasidiales; Cryptobasidiaceae. Gene Ontology annotation, cellular component: GINS complex. The transcript has 5 exons. Gene Ontology annotation, biological process: DNA-templated DNA replication; double-strand break repair via break-induced replication.
GGACCAACACUUUUUCCUGAUCGGCAACGAGACAAAUGGCGGGGCAGGGGGGCUUCUAUUCGCUGCAGGACGACGAGGAGGAGGGCGGUGGAAGCAAAGCCGGGCCCUCGACUACAUCAAGGAGAGCGGCCGAGGACAUGGACCUGGCGCCGGCGUCGCAGGCGAGGGCGAGUGUCGCGCCGCUGGUCAGGCUGCAGGGCGCAUGGGUGUCGGAGCGCGGGGCGCCGGAGCUGCUGCCGUGGGAGGGCGAGUCGGUGGACGCCGUGUGCUCGCAGAUCGAGGAGCAGGUGUCCAUCAUCGACUCGCUCGGUGCCGACGCUUCGACCAAGGAGGAGGAGCACGUCCGGCUCGCCCUCGUCGAGCUCGACGUCGAGCGGGCCCGCUGGCUGCUCCGCUCGUAUCUGCGCUGCCGUCUCGAGAAGAUCGAGCGGCAUGCAGCCCACCUGGCGCUCGAGGCGUCGCACCGGCGCAACCUUUCGCAGCUCGAGCGGGGCUACGCACUCAAGUACGCCGACAUGGCGGCGAGCCACUACACGAGCGCGGUCCUCGACUUUCUGCCCGACAACAUGCGCGGCCUCGACGACCGUGCGCCGGGCGGGCCGCGGGGCGACAUGGUCGUGGGGCCAGACCUGGAGCGGCCCGUGUUUGUCCAGUGCCUCGCCGACUGUGGCUCGCUGGACAUUGGCCUCGACGGCGAGACGGCCCUGCUGUCGAAAAACACAAUCCACCUGCUGCGCUACCGGGCCGUGCGCCACCUCGUCGAGACGGAGCGCGUCGCGCUGCUGUGAGCGCAUACACACACCACCCUGUAUCACUAGUAGUCGAUUUGUUCAUUACAAUUGCACAGUUACAUCCUGCAU